This is a messenger RNA of Apus apus (common swift), 2363 nucleotides long. RefSeq names its product fatty acid binding protein 6 (gene FABP6). Gene Ontology annotation, molecular function: fatty acid binding. The transcript is spliced from 6 exons. The record is from RefSeq and is a predicted model, not a curated record. Lineage: Eukaryota; Metazoa; Chordata; Aves; Apodiformes; Apodidae. Bases 284 to 907 code for a protein of 207 amino acids. Gene Ontology annotation, cellular component: cytosol; nucleus. Gene Ontology annotation, biological process: fatty acid transport.
CCUGAUCAUAGUGGUUUGACUAAGGUAGCAGGCACAAAGACUCUUCCUCUUGUAACUGAUAAUGGUUUAUUUUGCAUUGUAAACAUAGUGUUUACGUUGCUGGUGGUGUAAAGUGUGUAAGGAACAUAAGGGAACGUCAGGAAGGAACAGCUAGACAUAUUUCUGGAGGUAAAUACACUAGAAAGAUAGUUAAAAGAUUCUGCUAAAGAUAAAACUACUUAAUUUUUGUAUGGCUUACCACCAUAUCUGUUAAAUCAAUGGUAGUGUGGGUGGGAAGAAUAGAAUGUGUUUACUGGGGGAAGAAGUAGAUACUGAAUUACAAAUUUGUUUUUCUUCCAGCCAUGUUUGCAGCUUUGUCAGUCUGUAUCACAGCAGAUGGAUUCAGCGUCUGAUCUGUGGCUUAAAAGAAAUCAGAUUUGCUGCUGUUCUGCCCCACCAGCCACAUCACCAGGGCAACAUGGCAUUCGCAGGCAAAUACGAAUUUGAAGGCGAUGAGAACUAUGAUGAAUUUGUGAAGAAGAUUGGUCUCCCCAGUGACAAGAUUGAAAUGGGAAGAAAUUGCAAAAUAGUCACUGAAGUGGUGCAGAAUGGAAAUGACUUCACCUGGACACAGCAUUUCCCAGGAGGCCGCACCACAACCAACUCGUUCACAAUUGGGAAGGAAGCAGACAUGGAGACAAUGGGUGGUAAAAAGUUCAAGGCAACUGUUAAAAUGGAAGAUGGGAAAAUAGUAGCUGAUUUCCCCAACUAUCGUCAUACUGCAGAGAUUGCUGGAGGAAAGCUAGUAGAGAGUCUGCUGUGGGACUUAACCUGCCCCAACUCCAUCCAUGAUACAACAGCACAAAGAGAACCUAGAACUCAAUGGAAAUUCCCAAUUAGAAGAUGCAGUCACCAGAAGAAAGGCUGAACACACAACUGUAUUGUCCUAUUGAGCUUUUUGACCUCCUCAGUAAAGCAACAGCGAUGAAACUGGGAGUCCUGCUGUCUGCUGGAAUUGCCCUUUCAUAUGCUGCUUCUGCUUAUCUUCGGCCUGUUCAUCCGUAUCUACUUCAAGAACUCUGCUUCGGGCUACAGAGCAACCGCCGCAUUGAAAUGCUAAAGGCAGCAGCACACAAGAGGCUCACAGGUGUCUCGGAAAUUACUUAACAAGCUUUGCUCAACAUAUUGAUCAGUGACUCUCCACAAAGGAGCCUCCAGAAAGGCAGAGCACGGCAUUUAAAGAGAUCACCACUUCAUCUCAAAACCUGAAAAGUGAGGCUUGGACUGAGACACGGUCUUAAGGGUGGAGACAAUUUUUAAGCCUCCACCCCCUACCAGCGUCAAGACCUGACAAACCAAAAGAGAAUCAGUGUAAACAUUUUAAGUGCUGUUAAAGACGACAAAUCUUCCUCGACAAUCUGAAAGACAGGCAGGCUCCAGACACCAGCCAUUAAUUCCCUGCAGACACAGCCCAUCACCAGUGACCUGGCCGCUUCACCUGGCGCCGCUCGUCACCUGGGCUCCGGAGACAAGAUUUCAGACGCGGUUCGGAAGGUUUUGUAACUGGGCUGAGCAAAGGCACUUCAGAUGCCAUCCCUAAAGGAGACGCUAGGCAAACAAGAGCCAAACUAAAGCUUUUAAGCAACCGCACGAACGUUUGGCUUUCACUGGCCAUUUGAACUAAAUCAGCCAAACAGCGAUUGGAGAGGAAUAAAACGUUAAAGGAUCACUUCCUUCAGCUCCCUUGAAGCAGCAGCUGGCACAGGCCAGUCUGCCCAGCAUUUAUCUUCAUCACGAUAGCACAUCAAAUUGGUGUUCAACAUGGCAUGAAAUUCCACGCACACGGGUUUUUUUCUGUCCAAUUUCUCCUCAAUAAAACUGCUUUCCCACUGAUACAAAGGCAGUAAUGAACUGACAAGCAGUCAGGAGAAAAAAGCAGCAGAAAAGUUAGCAAGUGAAGUGACAUGGUAAUAAGUCACACUAAUAACAAUCAGUUCUCAGAACAAAAGUGGAAUUCAUCAAGGUACUUUAGAACAACUCACAAAGCUUUUUGACAAUGAAAAUGAAGCACUGAUGUAAGUAUGCUUCAGGUUCUGAAAUUAAGGGAGAUGUUAACUGAAUAUGGUUUUCUACCAUGUCAGAGCUCUUCAACUUCAGUCGAGAUCUGUUCUGUCCCACAGGUCAAACAUACAACAUCUCCUGACACUCUCUCCUGUGUUUCUUGCUACCCUCCUUGUCACCAGCCAUGUCAGCUGCAAGACACCCAGCCAGUGCACACAGGCAUCUCCAGGGAGCUGCACCCUCCGUGGAGAGCCAAGCACAUUACCUUCUCAUUUCUGAAGCAAAAUGAGGAGCCUAAACCAGAACUACUGACUAACAGUCAA